This is a messenger RNA of Misgurnus anguillicaudatus (oriental weatherfish), 1345 nucleotides long. RefSeq lists its product as uncharacterized. Lineage: Eukaryota; Metazoa; Chordata; Actinopteri; Cypriniformes; Cobitidae. The record is from RefSeq and is a predicted model, not a curated record. Gene Ontology annotation, biological process: regulation of glutamate receptor signaling pathway; regulation of postsynaptic membrane neurotransmitter receptor levels.
AACUCCUUAAUAAAGCACUGGGCGUGGCCAUGCACAGUCCAGUUUUGGAAAGACGGAGCCCUUUUUAAAAGACAAGCAAACAGGAUUUCGUUCACAUUUUACAUUUUGCCCAAGUGUGAAGGUCGAAGAGGAACAAGAAGAUAACAGAGACAUGGACAGCAGACUGGUAUUUUUGGUGGCGUUUGUGAUCGCCUCUGCCGUGCCCUCUAUUAAGGCUGAUUGGAACGCAACUGCUUUAAAUUACAACAUCACACGCAAUGAAUGUAGGAAAACUAAAUUAUGUGUGGAAAACCCGACCGGAUGUGACCCUUCGGGCACCUCAGAUUGCUCCUUUACCUCCACGCAAUUUAACCCCACAAGUGUGAGUCUGUCUUUCGAGCUCAGCGGUAACUCCACCGGAUACAUCGCCCUGGCAGCCGGAGGGAGCACUAAUAUGGCUCAGGGGCGUAAUGUUGUCUUUGUCUGUGGCAAUAAUAAUGGCACUUUCUUCUUCAAAACUGCAAAUCUCACUGCAAACAAUACACUGCAAGAGACAACUUCACCUACUGUAACAGAUAUCCAGUAUAAUCUGAAUCAGUCAAGCAUAAUUCAGUGUGCUUUUAAGAUCGCCAUCAAUUUGACCACCAACAACGAUGCCCUGAGCAUCCUGGGCAUUAACUCCACAACGUUCAACAUCAGCAACAUCGCUAACGCAACAUUAAUUGCAAGCUUUGAAGUCUUUCAGGGUUCAGUCAACGGAACUGUGCUUAUAGGAACGGCAAAGAGCACAUUUGGGGGCCCAAUCACUGUUAAUCUGGCUAACGUCAAUUCUUCUAUUGCCACAACCACCGUUGCACCAAGCACAACCAAGAAAACAACAAGCGGCAGCGCCUCACCCUUCGGUCUAAUGAGUAAUGCUCUCCUGCUUGCUGCCAUCGCUCUGCGUUUGCUCUGAACGACUCGUGGAAAGGACUUUUUUCUGAAGUAUUUUUGUUGUUUUGGCUUUGUUUGGUGAAGUCAAACAGAUUGUUCACAAACAUAUAGGAAGCCCGCUGAGUUUUCAAAUGCAGGGUAUUGAACAUAUGUCUGUGAGUAUGUUUGGAUAAACUGGGACAAUAAUGUCAUAUUUCUUGUUGAUAAUCCAUGUAGUGGAAAUAACUAAGCAGGGCAACUCACUUUUGUAUUUUGCCCGGUGAUUUGAAGUUACAAUAAAGCUGACUGAAUAAACCACACAUGCAGUAGAUGAUUUUAUAAACAUAAUGAAUAUAACAUUUUUUUUUGUUCUUUUGUGAUGUUGAAAAUGUGCACUAGACAUAAUUAUACUGAGCUCUUUCCUCUUUUCGAGUCAUUUGCAGGUGACCGGGGC